AUGAGGGAAGGUGUGGUUGGUCUGCCGCGGCAGGCUGGUGGAGUUCAGCCACCUCACGGAGGACCGGGGGGUGUGACAUCAGCAGGGCCUAAUGGGCCGGGGCCUGGCGGAUAUAUGCCCAAUCCACAGCAGCAACAGCAGGCGGCCAUGAUGAAGCAGAUGAUCGCUAUGGAGCAGGAAAAGAGGGUCCAGCUCCAUCUGAUGGAGCAGCAGAAAGCACAGCUUAUGAGAGAGCAGAGACAACAGCAACAGCAGCAACACAUGCUGGCAGAACAGUUACAACAACAGCAGCAUCUCCCCAGACAGAUGAGUCAGGCACAGAGGAAUCCAUACCCGCUCCAGCAGUUUCAAGGCACGCCCCAGGAGAUGGCAGCAAGGAACCAGACACUGCAGAACAUGCGCAACGCUCGACUUCUGCAGCAGCAACAGCAGCAGAACCCUGGGAUACUGCAGAUGACGCCCGUCCAGAACUCGGGCGCCAUACCUUCGCAGGGUGACAUGAGUAUGGCGUACGGAGGCCAGCCGGGUACACAGACCGGGAUGUACCAAGGUAUGAACCCAAAUAUGGGCCAAAUGCUCCAACAGCAACAGCAGCAUCAUCCUAACCAGCCCGGCAUGGUGAUGGCACAGAGACAAGCGGGCGCCGUCGGGCAAGGGAUGGUCGGCGGAGGCGGGUAUGGGCAGGGAAUGCUAAUGAACCCAUCACUCCCGCAGCAGCAAAUAAAAUCAGCCGUUGUUGCCCCUGGUGGGCAGCCGAUGGCCAAAGUUCAGAGACUGCAAGGCAUGAUGGGAGGCGGAGGCCAGACUUGGCCGCAGCAGCAGCAGCAAAACAUACAAGCCAUGGGUGGAAGGACUUCAAACGACAUGGUGGUGUUUAACAGUAACCCUGCGUAUGCCAUGCAAGGUGGCCAGGCUCCGAGAAUGGCCAAGCAGCAUUUCGCACAAGCGAUGGGCGGACAGACUAUGGUGGACCCUCGUUCAAUAAACCCAGCGGCAAUGGGUGGACCGAUGAUGCCGCACAUGGCAGGACAACCAAGGACCAACCAGCCGCGGGGAAUGGUGAUGGCAGGUAUGAACCAGGGUGUGCCCAACAUGGCUGCUUUUGGACAGGGCCCUGCUCAGGGCAUGCCGGGAGCAUCGGGAGGGGGUGGGCCGUACAUGCCAGGGGGUCAGCCUCAGGGCUACCAGAGGACGUCCAGUCAGGACCUGGCGUACGGUUACGGCAGCCAAUCAGGGGCUGGGGCCGGGGUUUCGUUCGGCUUGUCGGAUGGGACAGAUUUGGAUUCGACGGAAGGUUGGAUGGAUGAGUUUUUCCCCAGCCAAUAGCCUAAGGGAUUUUUUUAACAGGACAAUUUUAUGGAAAAUGUGAUUCGUUUUAUUGUUUGAUUUUCUUUUUUUUGUUUUUUUAUUACAUGGUCGACAAAUCUAAGAAAUAUAUUACAUGUUGUGUAUUACAUGUGUGUGCUGUCACAAUAUUUAAACCAAUUCCUCUCUGUUUGGGUUGCUUCUCAAGUAAGGAUCCAGUGUUCUGUGUUUUUUUUUUUUUUUUUUUUUUUGAAGAAAUACCCAUUUGAUUCAUUUCUCUCUCUUCUUUCCCCCCUCUCAUGUCCUUUCUGCUACAUUAAGGGCAAGAGGCACUGAAAACCUGCAAAAUGACAUUGGGAAAGAUUUGAAUGUGUUUUUAGUUUACCAUUAUUCUGACACCCUGCUCAUGUAUGAAAGAGUGUGUGGAAAUUUGUGGUGGGCCUUUGUCAACAAUAGAUCACUUUUCCAAACCAAACAGUUGACCCACACCUCUUUCUUCUCUUUCGUAUCUUGUCUCUCUCCCUUUUCCGCUGCUCUUGACACGUGUUCAUCCUCUGCAUUUGCUCUGGUUUGUGUGUGUGUGUGUGUGAGCAUCACAACAAAACACAUCAGAUUCUGCGUGCUCUCAGUGCAUGCAAGAUGGAUGCUCUGCUGUCGCUAGGCGACCGGUGUCAGUAGAAGAGUGAAGCCAUGUGUGUGUUUGUCAGCUAGGUGUUUGUUAAUAAAGCUUGAAGAGAUUUGGCAGCUACAAACGUCUCCCUCCCCUCCCUAAAACUGUGAGAAAGAUGCUUUCUUUAGUCACAAUGGCAGCUAGAAAGGAUACUAUGACAUUUAAGAUUUCAACGGCCCACAGACAUUUGCGUAUUUAAAUUUUCUUUCAAUAUUUAAAUGCUAACCAACAUCCUAUUUUUUAUUCCUUUCUUUACCAGAACAUUACUGCUUGUGAACACUGGUUAAAGAUAUUUUAAUAAGAAAAAAUGAAAUACACCAUAUGUAUCUCCGCUGAUGGGUCAUACCACUUUUCAUCUUUUAUUUUACUCUUCAAAUGACAAAUAUUUAUUAGUUUCCUUCACGUUUCAUUUCACUGCACCACUCCCAGCUCUUGAACACACUGACACUCCUUUCCCUGCCACACAUUGUCUGAAAAGACAAGGAAAGACAAGCACGUCAAGACUACAUCAAGCCAACUCUGUUGCAUACAACGUCCUCUUUCUCUUUCAACUGUGACACAAUUUCAACCAAAACAAAAAAUCGAUUUGUUAAUAUAUUUACGACCCAUUUCCUCCAACUUGUGUUCAUUGUUGUGAGUUUGUCAGCUAAUUUCAAAAGAAGUCACAAUAUAUGGCAUCUUAGUAGCCUGACUUUAGUUUUUUGUUGUUUACCAUGAGAUGCCACACAAAUAAGAACAUCAGUCGUUUCUGCUCUGUUGUGUGUUGCUGUGCUAUUAUGGUAUUGUAGUCAUGGUGUCUUUGUAAUCAAACUCUAGUUUUAUUGUUUCCCGCUCUCUGAAGAAUGAAUAUGAAUGUAACAUUGUGACUGACUUGCCCUUUUUUCUUAUUUUUUGUCUUAAUGGGAGAUUGACCGCAUUCACAUCUUCAGUGUUUCGCAGUGUUAUAUUGUUGCUCUGUCAAGAGGAUUGCAGAUGGAGAGGGUAAAGCCCGCGUCCUCGUGCCGUCUCACCAAAUAUCAACAAUCUGGGACCAAGAUGAACAUGUUUUUGAUUUUUGUUGAAGUCAUCGAGCUUAUCUUUUUCUUCUUUUUAUUUCGUACUGGUGCUGACAUAUAUGUGAUGGAUAAAGAUAUAUAUAUCAGAUACAGUUAUUUGUAAAUAUGUUUUUACAAUUUUAAAUACAUCAGAGGAUACAUCUCUACUCACUGUAAAGAUAUUGCUGUUUAAGAUAGAGAAGUAUUUUUAUUUCAUCUUUUUUUUCCACUUUUAAACUCAUCUGAGCUAUACCAUUGCACUUCAGACAAUGUCUUACUACUAAUUUGUAAUGUAAACCUCCUCUGAUUUUUAUUUUGAAGGUUUUUUUCUAGUUUUAAAAUUUUACUCUGUAUCUAAAGCAGUGCUUUUUUCCCUUUCUUUUUUUCAUGUACAGAAUUAUGUAAAUGGUAAUGCCAGAGAGUUACAAAGAAUUUGUUUUUCAGAAAAAAUACAUUAAAGAGAUUGAUCAUUAAAAAUGUUCUCAUUAAAAUA
This is a messenger RNA of Carassius auratus (goldfish), 3502 nucleotides long. RefSeq names its product mastermind-like protein 3. The record is from RefSeq and is a predicted model, not a curated record. Bases 1 to 1326 code for a protein of 441 amino acids. The transcript has 4 exons. Gene Ontology annotation, molecular function: transcription coactivator activity. Gene Ontology annotation, cellular component: nucleoplasm. Gene Ontology annotation, biological process: positive regulation of transcription of Notch receptor target. Lineage: Eukaryota; Metazoa; Chordata; Actinopteri; Cypriniformes; Cyprinidae.